AUGCAACUAGCGUUUCUGGACUUUGAAGCCGCGUUCGACUCUCCUCACCGAGGCCGUCUUCUCAACGCGCUUCGCGCCGAUGGAGUACCAGGAAAGUUCGUUCGCUUGCUUGAUGACAUGAAUCAACGAACAACUGCUGCAGUUCGAACACCAGCCGGAUGUACAACACCGUUUGAAGUGGUAACUGGAGUAAGACAAGGGGCGGUGGCAGGACCCUUCCUGUUCAAUUUCAACGACGACAUUAUGCGAAGAACAGUCGACCAGUGUCCUGCCGACAUUGUAUUAGCACCAUAA
This is a messenger RNA of Necator americanus (New World hookworm), 294 nucleotides long. RefSeq lists its product as uncharacterized. The coding region runs from base 1 to 294 and encodes 97 amino acids. NCBI's taxonomy places the organism in Eukaryota, Metazoa, Nematoda, Chromadorea, Rhabditida, Ancylostomatidae. The transcript has a single exon. The record is from RefSeq and is a predicted model, not a curated record.